AUGAUUUUUUUUGUUAUUUUAGUUUCCCUGCUUCUACUAAUUUUGGUUUUAAUACUUUGGGCAAACUAUAACUAAUCCAAUAAUUUUAGUGCUCAGGAACAGAGUUAGAAAAUAGAAGAGCAAACAUGUUAAUUGAUAGAGAAAACUAAAUUAAAUCAUGAUACCUAUAAACUUAAAUUUGCUCUUCCGUCAAAAAUUAAUGAUUUAGGAAUCAAAGUAGGAUAGUAUAUUAGCUUACACCAUCCAAAUAAAUAUGAAUUGAAUAAUAUGUACUUUCCAAUCAACCCAAUUGAUCAGAAAGGCAAAUUCGAAUUAUUAGUUAAGAUCUAGAGUGAAUUGGAGAAAGAUAACCAAAAAGGAAGGGAAUUGGAGAAAGAUAACCAAAAAGUUAGUGAAUUUGAAAAAGAUAACUAAAAAGGAAGUAAAAUUGAGAAAGAUGAUCAAAAUGGAAGUGAAUUUGAAAAAGAUAACCAAAAUGGAAGUAAAAUUGAGAAAGAUGACCAAAAUGAAAGUAAAAUUAAAAAAGAUGAACAAAAUCGAAGUAGUUUCAAUUAUUGGAUUGAAAAAAUGAUUCCAGGAGAUUCUGCUUUAAUCAAAAGUCCUUUAGGUUCCUUUUUCUAUUUCGGCAGUGGAAACACUUUUAGAAUUUAAAAACCACAGAGAAUAACCGCAAAAUACAAAAGAAUAAUGAUGAUUGCUGGUGGAUCAGGAAUAGCCCCCAUGUACUAAAUUAUUCAAGCUGUGGCAAAUAAUAGUAGUGAUAAAACACAAUUGCAAUUGCUUUAUGCAAAUAAAACUUAAUAAGAUAUAUUAUUAUACAACGAAUUGAAGGCUUUUGAAGCUUCAAAAAAAAUAAAAUUGCACCUCACUUUGGACAAGCCUCUUGCUUCAUGGGUUCAAUUUUCUGGAUUUGUUUCAAGGUCUAUGAUUGAAAGGGCUUUUGGAACCAUCGAUAAGCAUACUUUGGUCUUGGUCUGUGGUCCUCCUAAGAUGAGAUAGUUAGUUGGAUAGAUUUUUCACGAGUUGAAUGUGGAUAGCAAUAACUUUUACAUGUUCACUUGA
This is a messenger RNA of Paramecium tetraurelia, 1062 nucleotides long. RefSeq lists its product as uncharacterized. The transcript has 5 exons. Lineage: Eukaryota; Ciliophora; Oligohymenophorea; Peniculida; Parameciidae. Gene Ontology annotation, molecular function: FAD binding; oxidoreductase activity. The record is from RefSeq and is a predicted model, not a curated record.